AUGAAGAAGACCCAAAGCUUACGAAUAUCGAAUAGGGAAAAAAAGUCCAAUUAUACAUUUUCCACGUAUCCCAUAAGACCAAAAACCAGCAAACGAAAAAUUGAUAAUAACAUCAAAGAAAAGUUGUUUCAAGCCAAAAUUCAAACUUAUAAAGCUAAACAAAAAGCACUACUAGACAAUAUCAAAGAAUUGAUCAAAGCGUACAAAAAAUGUAUUAAAACGUCUAAUCAAAGUUCUCAGCCAAAAAGCAAAUAUUUUGAAGAUAUUGAGCUAGUGGUGGUUCGGAUCGUGGACGAGGCGUUCGGGUCUCGAGCGCAGGUGCACGACAGAAUUGAUGAGGAAACGGUCGAAGGGCGGAAAGAGUCAACUUUUUCGAUGCUCGAGGUGAGUGACAUCCGGGUGUGGGACAGUCGGUCGCCGGACGACGAGGUGCUGAAAUCGAUUGCCGAGAGGUUGUUGAUCGUGCACGGGCGGCUUCGGGCGGAGACGCGUCGGCUGGCCGCGGACAGGGAACGACUGCGCUCGUUGAUCGCGCAGUCGGCGUCCAGCGCAGAACUGGCCCGGGCGUUGGACGGUGACCUACAGGCCACGGGUGUACCGACCGCCGUCUUGCAGAAACGCGACCUGGUCGAGAUCAUGACGCGCGUCCGGGACGCCUUGUCGGCGAACCAUGGACACAUGCCGUCCGUGGCCGGAAACUCGUGUUGCGGUCGGCGGCUGCAUAGCGCGAUGGCAACGCAAGAGUUGCGCGAGCUCCGGACGCGGCUGGCGGUGGUCAAGGACAGGUUGAGGGCGGCUGAAAAGGACAAACGUGAUCUACUAGGUAUCGUGGAGAGAAGCCGAUCGGACCCGACCACGGUUGAGUCACUCCGGGCCGUACUCGGCAAAGAGAAAGAGAAGAAUAAUCACUUGCAAUCGGUCGUCGACGACAUGUUUAUCGCCGUCAGCAGAGAUGCGUGA
This is a messenger RNA of Macrosiphum euphorbiae (potato aphid), 960 nucleotides long. The record is from the annotation of a GenBank genome assembly. NCBI's taxonomy places the organism in Eukaryota, Metazoa, Arthropoda, Insecta, Hemiptera, Aphididae.